ACGUGCAACAGAGUACUUUCACGACUCUGUUGCACCUUACUCCAAUAGAUUUUUAUAUGCUUUAUACAUUUUUCAGUUUUGCUAACAGAUUGAGAGUGAUGGGUAUCUUCUCCUCCAUCCCCAAAGGUCCUCCUUUGAGAAUUGUAAUGAUUGGAAAAACUGGAGUUGGGAAAAGUGCAGUUGGGAACACCAUCCUGGGCAGACGGUACUUCAAGUCCUUGGCUAAUCCACAGUCUGUGACAGAGACCUGUGAGAUGGAACGUGUCUCCAUUCAAAGAAAGAUCCAUGUGAUUGAUACACCUGGCAUUUUAGAUACAACUAAAUGUGCAGAGAGCAUAAAGAAAGAGGUUGCGAAAUGCAUCCAUGUGUCCACUCCUGGCCCUCAUGUGUUCCUCUUGGUCCUUCAGAUUGGAAGGUUCACCAAAGAAGAAGAAAACUGUGUGGAAGCCCUGGAGAAACUCUUUGGACCUGAGUUAUCCAAGUACGUGAUCAUUCUGUUUACACGUGGCGAUGAGCUACAGAAUAAAACCAUACAGGAGUAUGUGCAAAGCGGCCAUCCCAAACUUCAGGAGGUCAUAAACAAGUGUGGCAACCGUUACCAUGUCUUCAACAACAAGAAAGUGUGGAACAGAGCUCAGGUGGCCAAGCUGAUAAAGAAAAUUGAUGAGAUGGUAGCAGCGAAUGGGGGAAAGCAUUACACUGAUGAAAUAUUUGAGAAGGUAGAGCUAGAUCUGCUACAGCAUAAAACCAAAAAGGAAAAGCCAGCUGAGCAGCUAAGUGACAACAACUCCUUCAAUUCUGAUCUGCUGCAAAAAGUAAUGCUAUUUCAGGCAAUCCUGACUGCUGCCUCACAAAACAACACCACCAAUGUGGACCAAGGGGCACUGUCUCCAUAUUGA
This is a messenger RNA of Oreochromis niloticus (Nile tilapia), 899 nucleotides long. Its product is annotated as GTPase IMAP family member 4-like. Lineage: Eukaryota; Metazoa; Chordata; Actinopteri; Cichliformes; Cichlidae. Gene Ontology annotation, molecular function: GTP binding. The coding region runs from base 57 to 899 and encodes 280 amino acids. The record is from RefSeq and is a predicted model, not a curated record. The transcript has 3 exons.